Molecule: messenger RNA, 1926 nt
Organism: Psilocybe cubensis
Lineage: Eukaryota; Fungi; Basidiomycota; Agaricomycetes; Agaricales; Agrocybaceae
Exons: 3
Coding region: 1-1926 (641 amino acids)
Molecular function (GO): oxidoreductase activity
Source: RefSeq, a predicted model, not a curated record
AUGACCGCAGUUCACGGGUGGCACCGAGGGGAACAACUAGCUCGACGAAAGUUUGGCGUCGACAAAAUCGCAUCUGUUGCAACACUCUAUACUCAUAUUCGCGCUGAUGUCCCCGAACAACAUUCCGCCUUCUACUGCUCAAGCAUCCAGUUCCUUCCAGUUUGCAUUCUUGACGAUGCUCAGCGACCAUGGGUCUCUAUCCUCGCAUCAACGGAUGGCGAGGUUGGAUUCGUCAAGUACCCUAAACACAAUACUCUCACUAUCGACGCUAAACCAUGGCCUGGCGAUCCUUUUCAUCGGUAUUUGAGCAAUAUGAAUUGCAAGGGAAGAUCCAAUCUCAUUGGAGGAUUGGGCAUUGAGGUCUCCACUCGCAAAAGGAAUAAAUUUGCCGGACAUAUGACCAAGAUCGAAACAAAUAAAGACGACAUACAUAUUGAACUUGAAGCCAAUCAGGCAGUGGGACAUUGUCCAAAGUAUAUCACCCUGCGAGACCUCCUUCCCCACCCAAAAACGUCGUGCUUCCUCGAAGAAGAUAGGCCUCGCCUACUGCAGGACGACAAAUUAUCACAAAAUGCUAUCGAUUUUAUUCUUGGAGCAGAUACUGUGUUUCUAGGAACGACGUAUAGUGCGAUGGAAGAAGAGUCGGCACUGUAUCCGUCUCACCUUGGAUUAAAUCACCGUGGCGGAAGGCCAGGCUUCAUCCGUGUAAAGCCUUCGGAUGGUCGUACCGUGGUUCUCCCUGACUUCAAAGGCGCAAAUUAUUUAAAUUCCCUCGGGAAUAUCGAGGCGACUCCAUUUGCCGCAAUGGCAUUUGUGUCGUUCGCCACUGGUGACAUUCUGUAUCUGACGGGAAAUGCUAGGAAUCUGCAUGGCGAUGAAGCGCGAGCCAUUAUGCCUCUUCAAGAGAUAUUAACCGAAAUUUAUGUCACCGGUUAUACACUCGUCCGUGAUGCUCUUCCAGUGCGUCAGGAUCCGGCGGUUAAGGUUGAAAUCAGUCCUUACAGUCCCGCCGCUCGCUUCUUGGCCGAGGAAGUUCAUGAAGGGCAAUCUGUGCAAGAACUCGAACGCCCCACAGCAUUGCUAACUCGCAUCAUUGUCCACACUCCUACUCUUGCCACAUUCGAGUGGGAAGCGUCGUCCCCUCUUCAUUACAAGCCAGGCCAAUCGGCUAUCUUGGUGUUUAGUCCAUCCUUCGUUAACUCCCAUUUGUCAAUUGAGGGAGAAGGAGACUCUAAAGAAGAGUUCAUUAGGACGUGGACGAUUUCAAACGCAUCAGAGACAGAAACACCAUUAUUUUCACUCACUAUGCGGGAAAAACCUGGGGGAAAGGUUACAGGUGCUCUUUUUGACCUUGCUCGGAAGUUGUCUGCGAAGGGUCAGGCCGAAAUUCUCGAUAACUCACGAUCUCUAGACUUGAGAGCCACUAUAACAGGCAUUAGUGGGGAGUUUGUACUUCCUCAAAUCAAGCCCAACCUCCCUGUCGUCAUCGGCACGAAAGAAAUUAAACACAUUUUUUGGAUCGCAGGAGGCAUUGGCAUCACUCCUUUCAUCGCAAUGUUAGCUGCAUUGUCCGAUAUGACCUAUCACCCGCUUUGCAACAUCACUCUUAUGAUCUCUGCUCGGGAACCGGACGUCAUGUUGUCGCUAGUUUCAAAGGCGAUAAAUGGGCACUCCUUUCCUCCUUACUUGUCUAUCCAUAUUUUUACCAGUGACAAGAUUGCUAAUCUGCACCCGGAGUUGAAGUUCUGUGUUCACACUGGACGCAUUCCCGCUACCUUUUUCGAGGAUAGAAAGGAUUGCCUGACCGCGGAUGGGACAGAAAUAUAUUUGUGUGGCUCAGGGCCAUUUGAGGAAUCUGUUUUGAAUUCGUUGGGUCGUAUUGGCACUGACCUUGGGCGUAUUCAUCGAGAAGGAUUCGCAUAUUAA